Myotis daubentonii (Daubenton's bat) is the source of this 6639-nucleotide messenger RNA. It is a transcript of the gene KLHL3, whose product is annotated as kelch like family member 3. Gene Ontology annotation, cellular component: cytosol. Gene Ontology annotation, biological process: renal sodium ion absorption; protein K48-linked ubiquitination; monoatomic ion homeostasis. Gene Ontology annotation, molecular function: protein binding. NCBI's taxonomy places the organism in Eukaryota, Metazoa, Chordata, Mammalia, Chiroptera, Vespertilionidae. The record is from RefSeq and is a predicted model, not a curated record.
AGCUGAUGGGGGCAGGGGAGGAGGUGGGGGCCAGUAUUUCUUGGGCUAGUGAAUAACUGCCUGAGUCUUUGCAGUCUAGGCAGAGAAGACGCGAGUCCUUGGGGUAGGCAAGUCGCCUGGGCUGGGGAUGCCUGGGCAGAUGUGGAGGCAGUUGGAAAGGUGGCACCGCAGUUGGGUUGCUGGAGCUGCGCUGUUCCUAGGAGACGGAGGAGCAGCAAGCCUGCGGGGGAGGGGGAGCAACUGGGUUGCUGCUUUUAGCUGCUGAAAGGACUGCAGGGAGCUCUGGGUAAGACAUUUUCUGUUGCUGCUGCUUCUGCGGUAGAAGCUGCCGCUAGUAAGUCAGAGGAAGGAGGACCGAGAGGGAGGAGGCUUCAUUUGCAGCCAUGCUGAAUCACUGUUGCUGAUCAGAUCUCCUGCUGGUUGGCUGCGAAAACCGAGAACAGAGCUAGGAUCUCCGGGUGCAUGCACAAUUCAGCAGCUGCCACUCCCGCUGGGCCUUGCACAAUGGAGGCUGAAAGCAUCAAGCUGAGCUCCCUGUCCCCGAUACAGGCUGGGGAUGAUGAGAAGAACCAGAGGACUAUCACUGUCAAUCCUGCCCACAUGGGGAAGGCGUUCAAGGUUAUGAAUGAACUGAGGAGUAAGAAGCUGUUGUGUGAUGUGAUGAUUGUGGCAGAAGAUGUCGAGAUAGAAGCUCACCGUGUGGUCCUGGCAGCCUGCAGCCCCUACUUCUGUGCAAUGUUCACAGGUGACAUGUCUGAGAGUAAAGCCAAGAAAAUUGAAAUCAAGGACGUGGAUGGGCAGACACUGAGUAAGCUGAUUGACUAUAUCUAUACGGCUGAAAUUGAGGUGACUGAAGAGAACGUCCAGGUGCUGCUCCCAGCAGCCAGCUUGCUGCAGCUCAUGGAUGUUCGGCAGAACUGCUGUGACUUCCUUCAGUCUCAGUUGCAUCCCACCAAUUGCCUGGGCAUCCGCGCGUUUGCAGAUGUGCACACCUGCACCGACCUUCUGCAGCAGGCCAAUGCUUACGCAGAGCAGCACUUUCCAGAGGUGAUGCUGGGGGAAGAAUUUCUUAGCCUAAGUCUGGACCAGGUGUGCAGCUUGAUAUCCAGUGACAAGCUGACUGUUUCUUCAGAAGAGAAGGUAUUUGAAGCUGUGAUUUCGUGGAUCAAUUAUGAGAAAGAAACUCGUUUAGAGCACAUGGCAAAGCUGAUGGAACAUGUCCGUCUCCCUCUUCUACCUAGGGAUUACCUAGUCCAGACAGUUGAAGAAGAAGCUUUGAUUAAGAAUAAUAAUACCUGUAAGGACUUCCUCAUCGAAGCCAUGAAAUAUCAUCUACUCCCUCUGGAUCAGAGACUCUUGAUUAAGAACCCCAGGACCAAGCCCAGGACUCCAGUCAGUUUACCCAAGGUCAUGAUUGUGGUCGGUGGCCAGGCACCCAAGGCGAUCCGCAGCGUGGAGUGCUAUGAUUUCGAGGAGGACCGAUGGGACCAGAUUGCUGAGCUUCCUUCCAGGAGGUGCAGAGCAGGUGUGGUGUUCAUGGCUGGCCACGUGUAUGCUGUGGGCGGGUUUAACGGCUCACUGCGUGUGCGGACAGUGGAUGUGUAUGACGGUGUGAAGGACCAGUGGACGUCCAUUGCCAGCAUGCAGGAACGCCGGAGCACGCUGGGGGCAGCCGUGCUCAAUGACCUGCUCUACGCCGUGGGAGGCUUUGAUGGCAGUACUGGCCUAGCAUCGGUGGAAGCGUACAGCUACAAGACCAACGAGUGGUUCUUCGUGGCCCCAAUGAAUACACGGCGGAGCAGUGUGGGUGUGGGUGUCGUGGAGGGAAAGCUCUAUGCUGUUGGGGGUUACGAUGGGGCUUCCCGCCAGUGCCUGAGCACCGUGGAGCAGUACAACCCAGCGACCAAUGAGUGGACAUACGUGGCGGACAUGAGCACCCGCCGCAGUGGCGCAGGGGUUGGGGUUCUCAGCGGACAGCUGUAUGCCACAGGUGGGCACGAUGGGCCCUUGGUGAGGAAGAGCGUUGAGGUUUAUGAUCCUGGAACAAACACCUGGAAGCAGGUGGCAGACAUGAACAUGUGCCGACGCAAUGCAGGGGUCUGUGCAGUGAAUGGGCUCCUGUAUGUGGUUGGAGGGGAUGAUGGAUCCUGCAACCUGGCUUCGGUGGAGUACUACAAUCCUGCCACUGACAAAUGGACGCUGCUGCCAACCAACAUGAGCACGGGGCGGAGCUACGCAGGUGUUGCUGUGAUUCACAAGCCCUUGUGACCCCCACCUCCCACUUCCAGGACGUGGGGUGAGGGAGGGGUGCUGCCUGGGACUCAAAAGAGAAAGGGUCAUGAUGGCUGGAUCCCACUUGGCUGGAUCCCACUCGCUGGGAGAGUCUGCAGUGGAGUGAGAACCGCCCUCCUCUGACUUGGCAGAGUGGAGUCUGGAGUGAAGACUGGGCCCCACCUCAUGCACCUCUGAGAGUGUUUGGCCUCUACCCCGAGCAGUGGGUUCUGGUAGCUUUGGGCUACAGGGAGAACGUGUGUCUGAGAAUGUGGAUGGAUGUGUGUGUGGGUCAGAGAGAGUGUUGUGUAUAUGUGUGUUUAGAACAUGAUAUCUCACUAAGUUUGGGGUGGGGUGUGACAGUCUACUGGAUUUCUGAACUACUGAUCCUUCCGCUGUGCUAAAAAUCAAAUCACAGACACUCUCUUCCUGUGGGCACCUGAGACUACUGCCGCCUCUGUGUCCUGGAGGGCAGGGAUGCCAAGAAAUGACUGGCAGGAGAGGCAGUGCUCUGGCCAUGCCCACAUGCUGGCCUUGACUCUGGCACUGUCGGCAGAAGAGAUGAGCAUUCUCGAAGCUGCUCUGUGACUUCUCUGUACUAGAACUAGGAGCACGCGGGUGCCCUGCCCCUCAGCUGGCUCUUCCUUGGUCUCUCCUACAGGAAGCACACAAGAGCUGCUCAGUCUUUGGACCACUGGUUUUUGAUGUCAUGAAUUCCAGGUUUGGGAAGUUUGUGUCUCUUCAGCUAGCUCUUCAGAGAAGCCCCAAGUAACACACUAGGAAAAAAUAUACGAAAAACAAAAACCAAAGUGGGAAGGCUUCAGUCCCUGCCCACAAAGGUCUCAGAGAGAAUCCUACUUCUGGAUUUUUCCGGGAUAUGCAAGUCCCCAUUAUAUUUAUUAUCCAGAAGUAAUUAUUCCCAACAUCCUUUUUACCAUCGAAAGUGUUCUGAUAUGGAGGAUAAGUGAAAGGUGACCCUACCUCCAACCCGCAGCCUGGUUUGUCCUGCACCGGAUGGGGUCGCAUGUGCUUCAGACGGUCAUGGAUGGAAGGAGUGUACCAGCUGGGCUGCUCGUUGGCACUUCGUGAUGGUGGUCAAGCCUGUCUCAGGUCCUUGUCUUCCUUUCCUUGUGCUCUGCACCCUCUCUCCAGCCCUCAGAACACUCCCUUCCUCCUUGCUUCCCCUGUGGGGAAGGAGAUGGUAGGCUCCGGAUGUGUGAUCUCUCUCAGAGGGACCUGCAUUUUAAGAGAGGAGCUAAAGAGAAUUUUGCUAGUCCACAGGUAAAAGUUAUUAAAGACAGAACUUCAAGAAUCUGCAGGGAGGUAUUUGAGGGGGCACAUAGUCAUUUGCAUGAAAAAUAACCUUAAAGCUGUGCUGCUCCUAAAUUAGCAAGUUGCUUAUGUUGGGAUUUCUGGCAUAAGGAGGGGAAGUCUUGUGUCUGGGGUUUAACCUUCCAUGAUGUUAGGGUCCGCCCAGAGGGAGCCGAGGGGCUUAUGAGCCUGAUACUGGACUUUUGAUACAUCUGGGCUCCUUCCAAGCAGAUGUUGUAGGAGACCAGCAUUCCCUCCACCUCCUGCUCACAAUUGGAAACGCAGGAUCUUCCCCGCUAGUUGGCCACUUUGUGUAUUUACAGGAUAUUGUGCACUAAACACUGAACUCUCUUGAAGAUGAAACUUCUGAUGUUGAGCAGAUGUCAUUUCAAUGAGACAUUUGGAGAGGACCAAGGCACCCAGAAUUUCUUGGGAAGAGGCCAGAAAUACCAGAUUUGGUGGGGCCGGGAGAAAUGCCUCCAGGGGAGUUGGGGCGCACUUUGAGUUGGUGCCCGGCUCUCACUGGCAGGGAGGCACGGAGACAUGGAGACACAGAGACAUGGAGACGGCUAGUUCUAGAGCUCUGCCUGGCUCUGGGUUGGAAGCUGAUGGAAUGAGCUUUUUGUUCCAAAUGUUCUUCCUCCGUCUCUGAGGAAGGUUAGGGACUUAGUUGUGUGUGUGUGUGUGUGUGUGUGUGUGUGUGUGUGUGUGUGUGUGUGGUGGGGAUGAGGGUGAGGUUGGGUCUGAUGUGUGCUGUUCCCACAGCUGGUUUGAGAUCCCAACCCCUCCCCUACACGUAGCAGCUGGACUUCUACUCUGUGUGGGAGAGGCUGCUGUUUGCGUGUCAUCUUCCCAGAGGGUCCCUUCCCUGAAAGCUAGCCAUGUUUCCUGCUUUUGGGCUUUUGCUAUUGGUUCCCCCUCCCUCCUCCCUUCCAAGGAAGCACUGCCCCUACUGGUGGUGCCGCUGAGGCCAUGUUCAUUUUCUCCUCGUGCCCUUUCUCCUGGGGACUGGGACACUGGUGUGUCAUCACUAAAAACUGCUCUAACUGCCCACAGAUGCCAUAAAAACUAGAUGCCUCUUUGUCACCAGGUACUAUUCUCUCUCCACUGUGGACACAGCAGACUUAUUUCAAGUCUGUGCUGGUCAUGUGGUAGAUGAACCCCCGACCCCCGUUCAGGUGGCCACAGCUACUUGUGAAUGCAGCCUUGCCAGUGGUUUGUCUGAAAUCCGAUCACAGUCAUGAAAUGGAAUUGCGGCCCAAGGUUACAAGCAGCUUAGAUGCCACUUGGAUACUGAUUUGGACUACAUAGAAGUCAGACUGAAUUCCAAAGUAAUUUCUCAUACGUACCCAAUGGCAUCCCUCCAUCUAAAAGUUGCAGUAUUAUGCAAAUGAAAGUGACCUCAUCUUCUCUAUGCAAUAAGAAUACUUCAUUUUGUUUCAUGGCACACCAGUUGCAACAUCCCUUAAGAUGCUUUUUGAGCUGUCUUACUUUUGAUAUCUGUUGUGUGAUGUUCGUAUAUUCCUGAGCCAGAUCCUUUAAGAGACUGCCUUUUUAUAAAAUCGAAGCUAUAGCAUUCAGGCAAAAAUUUAAUGUAGGUAUUUUUAUAAGAUAAUUUUUCAGGAUAUUUGACUUGCUUUUUGUUGUCCAUGAUAAUGAAAUGUUAUGUUCUGUCCGUCAUUCCCUAUGUUUAAGAAACAUAGUCCAUGCCUAUAGCUAUCUUCCCUUCGUUUCUCAUGUUCCCAAAACGGAUUUUCAGUGGCUCCAGGUAGAAAACACAAUCACCACCGGUGUUUCUUGAAACCCUUGGGGCUCACGUUAAGCCUCCUCAGCACUCAGCCAUCUGCGUCUGCUCUUUUGGAGUUUGCUUCCUGCAGUGGUGAGGCUGGUGGGCUCUCCCUGCCUGGCACAGCCUGGUCACUGUGGCGUGGGGAAGCCCCAGCAAAAGGCCUGCCCCCCAGCACCUGCUCCCAGGAGUGUCCUAGGUCCAGUAGACCCAUCCUCAUUCUCUUCCAUCUCCUUGUUCUUCUGGAGCUUCCAGCAGCGUAAGGCUCUUGCUGCCGGGUGAUGCCCCUUGGGAAGCCUGUUGCCUGUGAACUUUAUAGGAGGGUCACUCUCAUGACCCCAGGAAGAAUGUGUCAAGCAUGUGCUCCCUGGCUGCUCACACUACACUUACAAAAGUACUUGUUUUGGGCUGUGUCUACACUCUAGGUCUCUUUUGUGUGUUUAUCUGUCAUUAGCCUCAUUAAAAAUACUUUAUUUUUAUUACUACUGGGACAGGUGCCAUUUGAAUUGCCUCCAUGCUCCCCAUUUGCACCUUGUUGGGUCUAGCUGGGAGGCUGAACAAACUCAUUCCAGCCAGCUGGAGUUUUCAAGUGCUUGCCUGGAGAAGCAAGGCGGCUGGAAUGUAUUUUCUUUAAGUGUUUGCACUAUUCAGAGUUCUAAGCCCUCACGCCUAGCUGUGCUGGGUACCUACUGACCAAGCAGGGGAGCUGGCAGCACUGCCCGCCUUGGGGACGGAGAGGCUUCUCCUGCGACGGAUGAUCACGCCUCGCAGCCUGUGCGGCCUCGUCGUGGGACUCAGUGACUCAUGGAUCAGCCACGGCAAGAGCACCCGGGACUGUGGCAUUUGGAGAAACAAAUCGCUCUAGUGCUAUGUUCUUGCCUUUGGUUAUGACUUUAAAAUUCUUUCCCUCCCUUUUCACCGGCAAUAAAGGACCCUCGUUGGACUUAAUUUGUAUAUGACGUGUAAAAUACUUCCUUUGAAAGGAGACUCAAGACACUGAAUGUGUAUGUCUGUGUGGGUGCACUCUGUCUGUGAUUGUCCAUGGGCAGGCAGACUUGACCACUGACAGCCAUCCAAUACAUUGCAUAGGAAAGGCCCUUGUCUGGUGUUUUCUGCUCGGACAUUAGGGGCUGUCUGUGUUGUAAAAGAACACUCAUCACAUGCUCUCUGAAGAAACAGUUCCUUGGAUGUAUUAUUUUAACAGGAAUCAUGUUCUAGUUUCCCACACUUUGUUACUUUCAUUUUAAUAAAAGCUGAACUGUGAGAACCUU